AUUGGGACGCCUCAGGCUUUUUAAACAAACUUUUGCUACUUGCGGAACAGAUUAACAGGCAGUCUAGGGACUGGUGGUGGUGUAAUUUGCUCUUGUGAGACAGAUGAGGCACCUGACCGAGGGGAACGAUAAUAAAAGUACCGAACAAAGAUAUCGAGCGCUAUCUACUCCGCCGCUGCAGCUGCGUAGUGUGAAGUGUGAACACUCCAAUGGCGUCCGCUUUCUCGCUCUCCUCCUUCCUCUCUCCUCCUCUCCCCUGCCCUUCUCGAAACGAGCAUAGCUCGCAUUUGGCUUCCGCUAGGGUUUCAGUGCGGUGCGCCGCCCCCCUCGGAUAUCGUCCGAGGAGGAGGGAGCCCUCCCACCCGGCCACCCCCUCCUCCAGCAGCCGACGCGGCGGCGGCGGCCGCGCCUCCGGGCGCGGCGCUGCUGUGGCGGCGCCGCCGAAGCCGAAGCCGAAGCCGAAGCCGACGCCGACGCCGACGCCGGCGCCGGCGCCGAGGAAGCGGCACUGGAAGGAGGGGGAGUUCCCGGGCGCGUCGGAGGGGUCGGCGCCGCGGCCGCCCCCGAGGACGCCGAUCAAGAACCUGAAGAAGAAGGCCGACGACCGGGCGGCGGCGGCGGCAUGGGCGUGCACGGUCACCGAGGCACUCGCCGACAGGAUCCAGAAGAGGCAGUGGGAGGACGCUCUCGAGGUGUUUGAGAUGCUCAGAGAACAACCGUUCUACCACCCAAAAGAGGGCACAUACAUGAAACUUCUCAUACUCCUUGGAAAAUCAGGACAACCCGCUCGUGCGCAGCAACUCUUUGACUCGAUGAUAGAAGAAGGAUUACAACCAACUUCGGGACUAUACACUGCCUUGCUCGCAGCAUACUCUCGCAAUGACCUCCUCGACGAGGCAUACCAAGUCCUCAACACAAUGAAGACCCUCCCCCUCUGCCUACCGGAUGUCUACACCUACAGCACACUCAUUAAAGCCUGUGUCGAUGCAUUGAGAUUUGAUCUGGUUGAUUCCCUAUACAAAGAGAUGGAUGAGAGGUCGAUACAUCCCAACACAGUCACUCAAAACAUAGUUCUUAGUGGUUAUGGCAAAGCUGGGAAAUUUGACGAGAUGGAAAGAGUUCUCUCUGGAAUGCUUGAAAAUAGUUCUUGUAGACCUGACAUAUGGUCCAUGAACAUCAUUUUAGGCCUAUUCGGUAACAUGGGCCAGGUCGAAAUGAUGGAAAAAUGGUAUGAGAAGUUCAGGGAAUAUGGAAUUGAGCCUGAAACCCGGACCUUUAACAUUUUGAUCGGUGCCUACGGAAAGAGAAGGAUGUAUGAUAAGAUGUCUGCAGUUAUGGAAUACAUGCGCAAGCUGGCUUUUCCGUGGACCACCUCAACCUAUAACAACGUGAUCGAAGCAUUUGCUGACGUAGCAGAUGCGAAGAAUAUGGAGCUCGCAUUUGAUCAGAUGCGUGCCGAGGGGAUGAAGGCGGAUACGAAGACCUUUUGUUGCCUGAUAAAUGGGUUUAGUAAUGCGGGCUUGUUUCAUAAGGUGGUAAGCAGUGUUAAACUGGCUGAGAGGUUAGAGAUUACAAAGAAUACUAUGUUCUUUAAUGCAGUGAUAUCGGCCUGUGCCAAGGCGGGCGAUUUGAUAGAGAUGGAUAGGGUAUUUAAGACUAUGAAGGAUAGGCAUUGUGAGCCAGAUGCUAUGACGUACUCGAUUUUGGUGGAGGCAUAUAAGAAAGAAGGAAUGAGAGAUAAGAUUUAUGAUUUAGAGCAGGAGAAUCCAGGUUUGGUUGGGACUGUAGUUGCGGCUUAGUGGAAUUAUUGCAGAUCUUUUUAUCAUUCUGGACAUUACUCUCGCACCCAAAUGUCGAGUUCGGGAGUUAGUCGAUCAGUGAUGCUGGCUUAAAUUCAAGGCUAAAGCCAGGUUUGCCGAAGGAUAAAGAUUUUUGAAGUCUGCCAAUUAUGUUUAUGAAAGGUUUGAAGGUUUUAUGCGUGUUUUCCUAUGAAUCUGUGGGACUAUUAUCUGGCUGAUCAUUUUUUAAUUGUUGGUAACAGAUAGAUGCUGGAUAAAGGAAUGAUGAUCUGAUCUUUAGGUCCAGAGAUUAACAUCUGUCUCCUUUUGGUCUCAGCAUUUUAUUUACUUUUCUUUCUUUCUUUCUUUCUUUCUUUCUUUCUUUCUAUUGGGUGGUUUGUGUAUAGGAAAGUUGUUGACAUCCAACCGUAAGAAUUGUGUCUGUGCUAAUGAGAAUUUCCUUAAAACUGUAUUUUGUGCUCCCAAAUUUUCAAAUUGCUUAAAUCUGCAGCUUUAGUUAAAA
Messenger RNA from Ananas comosus (pineapple), 2301 nucleotides. RefSeq names its product pentatricopeptide repeat-containing protein At3g06430, chloroplastic. NCBI's taxonomy places the organism in Eukaryota, Viridiplantae, Streptophyta, Magnoliopsida, Poales, Bromeliaceae. The transcript is spliced from 2 exons. The coding region runs from base 210 to 1799 and encodes 529 amino acids. Gene Ontology annotation, molecular function: mRNA binding; protein binding. The record is from RefSeq and is a predicted model, not a curated record.